This is a messenger RNA of Anisakis simplex (herring worm), 279 nucleotides long. The record is from the annotation of a GenBank genome assembly. NCBI's taxonomy places the organism in Eukaryota, Metazoa, Nematoda, Chromadorea, Rhabditida, Anisakidae.
AUGUUAUCAUCCCAAGUGUCGUCCCAAGCACCACAAUCGUUAAUCUUAUAUCUGGUUGAGAUGCUGACAAGUUUACUUCUUUUACAAACCCAAUUCGCGAAUGCGCAAAGCAGACGAUGCUUCCUGUGCUCAGAUGCUAAUAUUGAAGUGGGGCUUGAGCUAGGUCUUGGCUCGUUUCUGAGUGACGAUGACGAUUGGGCGAUUGCAAAUGACUUCUUGUUGAGUGAUGAGGGCGCUGUUGAAGCGGUCAUCGAUCACGAUGAUCCGCUGAUUUGUUAG